CCGGGCCCCCGCCCGCCGCCUUUGUGUGCGCGCCGCGCGCCCCUGCUGCGCCCCGGGCCGCGUCCUUUGUGGAGCGCCGCCCGGCCGGUACCUCCCUCUCUCCGCCCUCCCGGUCCCCCCUGCGAGCCCGCCCCGGGGACCCCUUCCCGGCGCCAGGCCGGACGCGAGGGCCCCUCCCCGCCCCCGCCGCAGCCCGCCCCCCGGGGGGGCAGGGGCAGCCCCACAGACGUCUCCCCCCCCCCCCGCCCCUCCCGGCCCGGGCCUGCAGGGCCGGCUUGCAGGCCCCUCCGCGGCGGGGGCGGGCAGGGCGCGGGCCCGGGCGGCUGUGUCCUGCGCGGCGGGGCAGGUGCGCGGGCCGGCGCUCACGCGGGCCGCUGUCCUUGCCCGCAGAGAUGGACGGCUGUGGCGGCCGCCGGGACGGGCCCCGCGCGCUGACGGAGGCCGGGCGCGGCGCGGGGCCCGCGGGCAUGGCGGAGCCCCCGGCGGCGCCGCGGGCGCGGGCGGCGCGGCCCGGGCCCCAGCGCUUCCUGCGGCGCAGCGUGGUGGAGUCGGACCAGGAGGAGCCGCCGGGCCCGGAGGCGGCCGAGGCGCCGAGCGCGCAGCCCCCGCAGCCGCUGCAGCGCCGGGCGCUGCUGCUCUGCAAGACGCGCCGCCUCAUCGCCGAGCGCGCCCGCGGCCGCCCCGCCGCCCCUGCAGCUGCCGCGGCCGCCGCGCCGCCCGGCGCCCCCGCCGACCCCGGCCCCCAGCCCGCGGGCGCGCGGGAGCCCGGCCCGGCCCCCGCGCCCGCGUCCGCCGGAGGCCCCCGCGAGGCGGCGGCGGCGGCGGCGGCCGAGGCGAGGCCGGAGCCUGGGCGCACACGCCGGGACGAGCCCGAGGAGGAGGACGACGACGAGGACGACCUCAAGGCCGUGGCCACCUCCCUGGACGGCCGCUUCCUCAAGUUCGACAUCGAACUGGGCCGCGGCUCGUUCAAGACGGUCUACAAGGGGCUGGACACGGAGACCUGGGUGGAGGUGGCCUGGUGCGAGCUGCAGGACCGGAAGCUCACCAAGCUGGAGAGGCAGCGGUUCAAGGAGGAGGCCGAGAUGCUCAAGGGCCUGCAGCACCCCAACAUCGUGCGCUUCUAUGACUUCUGGGAGUCCAGCGCCAGGGGCAAGAGGUGCAUUGUGCUGGUGACCGAGCUGAUGACCUCGGGGACGCUGAAGACGUACCUGAAGCGGUUCAAGGUGAUGAAGCCCAAGGUGCUCCGCAGCUGGUGCCGGCAGAUCCUGAAGGGGUUGCUCUUCCUGCACACCAGGACGCCCCCCAUCAUCCACCGGGACCUCAAGUGCGACAACAUCUUCAUCACAGGGCCCACCGGCUCCGUGAAGAUCGGCGACUUGGGCCUGGCCACUCUCAAGAGAGCGUCCUUCGCCAAGAGUGUGAUCGGUACCCCUGAGUUCAUGGCGCCCGAGAUGUACGAGGAGCAUUAUGACGAGUCCGUGGACGUCUACGCCUUUGGGAUGUGCAUGCUGGAGAUGGCGACCUCCGAGUACCCCUAUUCCGAGUGCCAGAACGCCGCCCAGAUCUACCGGAAGGUCACCUGUGGCAUCAAGCCUGCCAGCUUUGAGAAAGUGCACGAUCCCGAAAUCAAGGAGAUUAUUGGGGAGUGCAUCUGCAAAAACAAGGAGGAAAGGUACGAGAUCAAGGACCUGCUCAGCCACGCCUUCUUCGCAGAGGACACGGGUGUGAGGGUGGAACUGGCGGAGGAGGACCACGGCAGGAAGUCGACCAUCGCCCUGCGGCUCUGGGUUGACGACCCCAAGAAACUGAAGGGCAAGCCCAAGGACAAUGGGGCCAUAGAGUUCACCUUUGACCUGGAGAAGGAGACGCCUGACGGUGUGGCGCAGGAGAUGAUCGAGUCGGGAUUCUUCCACGAGAGUGACGUGAAGAUUGUGGCCAAGUCCAUCCGCGACCGUGUGGCAUUGAUCCAGUGGCGGCGGGAGAGGAUCUGGCCGGCUCUGCAGCCCCCAGAGCAGCGGGACCCAGGCAGCCCUGACAAGGCCAGGGGCCCACCUGCACCCCUGCAGGUCCAGGUGACCUAUCAUGCGCAGGGCGGCCCGCCGGAGCCUGAGGAACCUGAGGCGGACCAGCACCUCCUCCCCACCGCGCUGCCGGCCAGCGCCACCUCCCUGGCCUCGGACAGCACCUUCGACAGUGGCCAGGGCUCCACGGUGUACUCGGACUCACAAAGCAGCCAGCAGAGUGUGGUGCUGGGCUCGCUGGCAGAUGCGGCACCGCCCCCCACCCAGUGUGUGUGCAGCCCCCCGGUGAGCGUCAGCGACGGCCCGGUCCUGCCCUACAGCCUGCCCUCUCUGGGGACCUACCAGCAGCCUGCCACGCCUGGCCUGCCGGUGGGCUCCAUCCCGCCCCCAGCCCACCCUCCGCUCCCACAGCAGCAUUUCCCAGAGCCGGCCAUAAGCUUCGCCCCCGUGCCGACCGGCCCAGGCCAGCCUGCACCCCCUGGCCACCAGCCUCCUCCGCUGGCCCAGCCGGCGCCCCUGCCGCCUGUCCUGGCCGCACCGUCUGUGGGCCCUCUCCAGCCAGUGCCCCCCCACCUGCCUCCCUACCUCGCUCCGACGUCCCAGGUGCUGGCCCCUGCUCAGCUGAAGCCCCUCCAGAUGCCACCGGCACAUCUGCGGCCGCUCUCUCAAGUGCCUGCUCAGGUGCCUCCGCUUCCCGCGGGGCCGCCCUUCGCGCCCCUGGCCCCCGUGGACGGCCUCCCCGCAGCUCUCCCCGACCUGCCGGCCGCCGGCGGGCCCCCUCAGUAUCUCUCUCCCGCCGUCAUCGUGCCGAGCCUCCCCCUCGGCGCCGCCCCCCUGCCCGCGCCGCCGGCCAAGCUGCCCCACGCGGCCGGGGCGCCGUUGGCUGGGCCGGGCCGGACCGUUGUGCCCAACGCGGCAGCCGGCGCCGCCGCCGUCCCUCUGCUGGGCGCGGGCGCCCUGCCCGUUCACCCUGCUGCCGUGGCCCCGCUCCCGGCCCGGCCCGCGCACCCGGCGGCCUGCCCGCAGGUGGUGCCCGGCGACGUGCCCCCCUCUCCCCUCCGCGCGGCGCAGAGCGCGCGGGCCGCCCCCGCGCGGCUGGCGCCCCCCGCCCUGCCGCAGCCCCACCAGCCAAGCGUUGCGCGCCUCCCCGAGCAGGCUGCUCCCGCGGGCGGGGCGGGAAGCCAGCGGACUCCCCUGAACACAGCAGCUGGGGUUCUUCCAGGAGAGAAUGGGGCCACCAGGCUGCGGCUUCGGUAUCCGACCCCACACACCAUGUUGCUGAUCUAUCCCACACCAGAAGGGCUAGCAGUGGGCCUGCCCGUUGCUGACCUCAUCCCAGAGAUCCUGCUUGGUCACCCGCCUCCAUACGCUACAGAUGUCACCGCCCAGGUCCCCGUGGCGCCUGUGCCAGCCACCGUCCUCUCCCCACCUCUGCCGGAAGCGUUGCCGCCCACUGUCCCCGAGCUGCCUCAGCUCCCCAGCUCCCUGGCCCCUGCGGUGGUGGCUGCUUCUCAGGGCCUGCCCAUCCAGACCACCCCGCUCCUGCCGCCUGCUACCCGCCCACCGCCGCUCACCGGGCCCGGGAUUACCGGCCCCUGCCCAGCCGUGCAGCUGACGGUGGAGCCGGCCCCAGAGGAGCAGGCCUCCCAGGACAAGCAGCCCGGCCCCCCGCAGAGCUGCGAGAGCUAUGGAGGGUCCGACGUGCCCUCUGGCAGAGAGACGAGCGACAGCUGUGAGGGUGCGUUCGGCGGAGGGCGGCUGGAAGGCAGGGCCUCCCGGAAACAUCACCGCCGGUCAACACGCGCGCGCUCCCGCCAGGAGAGAGCCAGCCGCCCCCGGCUGACCAUCCUGAACGUGUGCAACACGGGCGACAAGAUGGUGGAGUGCCAGCUAGAGACACACAACCACAAAAUGGUGACGUUCAAGUUCGACCUGGACGGGGACGCGCCUGAUGAGAUCGCCACCUACAUGGUGGAGCACGAUUUCAUCCUGCAGGCAGAGCGGGAGACGUUCAUCGAACAGAUGAAAGACGUCAUGGACAAGGCAGAGGACAUGCUCAGUGAGGACACAGACGUCGACCGUGGCUCUGACCCUGGGACGAGCCCACCGCACCUCAGCACCUGCGGCCUGGGCACCGGGGAGGAGAGUCACCAGUCCCAGGCAAACGCUCCUGUGUAUCAGCAGAACGUCCUGCACACAGGGAAGCGGUGGUUCAUCAUCUGUCCAGUGGCUGAGCACCCAGCGGUGGAGGCCCCUGAAUCUUCGCCCCCACUUCCUCCAAGCUCCAUGCAGCCAGAAGCCAGCCAAGAUGCCGCGCCCUGUAAAGACCAGCUGUCCUUGAAGGACAAAUCCAGCUUCCCAGCCAGUCCGCAGCCUCUGAGCCAAGCAGGCCCCAGGGACAUCCCUGGUGGCGCCCCAGCCCCUUUGGCACCAUCCUCCCCUCCUGUGACUGCUCUGCCCCAGGACACGGCUGCACCAGCUGCCAGCCCCAGGCCAGAGCCAGCAGUGGGGACUGCUGUGCAGGCAGGGGGUCCGGGGACCUCUCAGGGGACGGCCAGUGAGCGCGAGACUCCUCAGCCACUGGCAGAGACUCAAGACACCCAGCUUGCUGCACAGCCUCUGGGUGCGGGCGCAGGGCCUUGUGCCCCACCUCUGGAGGCCCCCCGUUACCGCACAGGUUUGGGAGAGCCCACCUCAACCAGGGAGGCCACUGCCCAGGGCGAGCCCUUGUGGGCUCCGGCCCCUGCACCCAGUGCCCCCAGUGGGACCCCUCAGCCUGCCCUGGGCCAGCCCCUGCCCCCACUCCCCCCUGCGGUGGGGGCCAUCAGCUUGGCCACCCCCCCGAUCCCCAGCCCCCCCCUGGGGCCCACCAUGCCCCCCCAGCCACCCUCAGCCUUGGAGUCAGAUGGGGAGGGGCCGCCCCCCAGGGUGGGCUUUGUGGACAGCACCAUCAAGAGCCUGGACGAGAAGCUCCGAACUCUGCUUUACCAGGAGCACAUGCCCACCUCCUCAGCCUCGGCUGGGACCCCCGUGGAGGUGGGGGACCGAGACUUGGCCCUGGAGCCCCAGCCUGUGCUGGGAAAGUCAGAAACCGCUCCGGGGCUGGGGGCUGCGCUGGACCAGGCUGGGUCCUCGCCAGUGACAGCAGCAGCAUCUUUGAGCCAAGUGACGGCCUCAGGCUUGCCCAUAGCUCCAAGUGCUCCCCAGGAUGUCCCUGCUUCUGCCUUCCCUGCACAUCUGGAGCCCGCAGACCGCAGCAGUGGGGUCCCUGGGGAAUCCUCAGCCCAGCCCACACUGAGCAUCCUGGGGACAUUGACGGAAGACAGCCAGACCGGCCUCCCCCAGAUGCAGGGCACUCUCGCCUCCGAGUCCCCCCAGAAGCGUCUAGGACAGCAGGACGGCAGCUCACCAGCCAAAACCGUGGGCCGGUUCUCGGUGGUCAGCAUGCAGGACGAGUGGACCCUGGGCUCCCCCCACAGCCUGCGGUACUCAGCGCCCCCAGAUGUGUACCUGAAGGAGGCCCCCCACAGCCCCGACGUGAAGCUGGCUGUGCGGCGGGCGCAGACAGCCUCGUCCAUCGAGGUCGGCGCGGGUGAGCCGGUGUCCAGUGACUCUGGGGAUGAGUGUCCGCGCAGGAGACCCCCCGCGCAGAAGCACGCCUCCCUGCCCAGUGGCGGCAGCGUGGCCAGUGACUUGGUGAAGAAGGCCACCACCUUCCUGCACAGGUCCUCACGGGCCGGCUCCCCGGGGCCGGAGACACCCAGCAGAGUGGGCGUGAAGGUGCCCACCAUCAGCGUGACCUCCUUCCACUCCCAGUCAUCCUACAUCAGCAGCGACAACGACUCGGAGAUUGAGGAUGCGGACAUCAGGAAGGAGCUGCAGAGUCUUCGGGAGAAGCACCUGAAGGAGAUCUCGGAGCUGCAAAGCCAGCAAAAGCAGGAGAUCGAGGCUCUGUACCGCCGCCUGGGCAAGCCGCUGCCCCCCAACCUGGGCCUCUUCCACACGGCCCCUCCCGCCGGCCGCAGGAGAAAGAGCAAGAGCAAGCUGAAGGCGGGGAAGCUGCUCAACCCGCUGGUGCAGCAGCUCAAGGUCGUGGCCUCCAGCACAGGUCACUUGUCAGACUGCAGCAGAGCCCCUCCUGCUAAGGACCCUGCCCAAGCCGGGGCAGGGCCCGCGGCAGCUUCAGACCCGUGUGGGAAGGCAGUUCAGACCCAGCAGCCCUGCUCCAUGCGGGCCUCCCUGUCUGCAGACAUCUGCUCCGGCUUAGCCAGUGAUGGAGGCGGAGCGCACGGCCCAGGCUGGACGGUUUACCACCCAACGUCUGAGAGACUGACCUAUAAGUCUAGUAGCAAACCUCGCGCUCGAUUCCUCAGUGGACCCGUGUCUGUGUCCAUCUGGUCUGCCCUGAAGCGUCUCUGUCUAGGCAAAGAGCACAGCAGUCGGUCCUCCACCAGCAGCCUGGUCCCCGGCCCCGAGCCGGGCCCCCAGCCCACCCUGCACGUCCAGGCCCAGGCAAACAACAGCAACAACAAGACGGGCACCUUCACGGAUGACCUGCACAAGCUGGUGGACGAGUGGACGAGCAAGACGGUGGGGGCCACCCAGCUGAAGCCCUCGCUCAACCAGCUGAAGCAGACGCAGAGGCUGCAUGGCAUGGAGGUCAUGGCGGGCUGGCCCCCGGCUGCGGGCGAGGCGCAGGCCAUGAACGCCCCUCGAGCAGCAGUGGGGACGCCAUGUCUGACCCCAGCGCCCAGCCCUCUAGCCACCGCGGCCAUUGCUGGAACCACCCCAGCCCUGCCCAUGCCAGCUGAAGCAGCCAGGCUCCCAGGCUGUCCUGAGCUCAGCCUCACACUCAGCUCCUCACCUACUGUGGACACCAUGCCCAGGAGGCCGGGGUGGCUGUGAAGAGCCUAUGGAUUGAAUGAUUCUGAGAGUGAGAAGCCCGACUGAGCCCAGGCAGGCCAGCCCGACCCCGACGCCAGGCCCCGUGUCGUCACACGUGGAGAAGGCGAGUCCACGCCUCGUGUCCAGUUCACGCUGUUUUGUAACCACUUUCUAAGCAU
Molecule: messenger RNA, 7087 nt
Organism: Mirounga angustirostris (Northern elephant seal)
Lineage: Eukaryota; Metazoa; Chordata; Mammalia; Carnivora; Phocidae
Gene: WNK2
Product: WNK lysine deficient protein kinase 2
Exons: 31
Coding region: 393-6929 (2178 amino acids)
Biological process (GO): monoatomic ion homeostasis; intracellular signal transduction; protein phosphorylation
Cellular component (GO): cytosol; cytoplasm
Molecular function (GO): ATP binding; potassium channel inhibitor activity; protein serine/threonine kinase activity
Source: RefSeq, a predicted model, not a curated record